UAGUGAUUCAGGGGCCCGUUUCAAAAUGCUGCUGACCUGUCCUACCCCGAGAAAGGGACAUUAAAUACAGUAGUAUUCCUUUAAAAUGGUUUCUCAUACACAUAUUAGGAAGUAUUUCACUGAUGAGAUGUGAGAUAUGCCACAUGAAUUUCAUCACUUUAGUUUGUCAGACCACACUAUGUGUGUGACAGUUUCUGCUGUAGACAGUUUACGUUACCGUCUAAGGCAAGUAUCGACUUCUUCACUAUAUUUUCUGUUCAUUUUAAUGUUCAAAAUAAAUGAAAGGAGAUUAAUUCUGAGUAAUGAGAUUCAAUAUGUUCUAAUGUACUGCUGUUUGUUCAUGUAUUAGCUUUACAACUGAAGGACAUGGUGUAUUUGAUAUGGGGAUGGUUUAAUGUGUUGUGUGAGUUAAGUUACUCCACCAGUAAGUGUAUGUUUGUACUGUUUCAGGUGAUCAGUAGUGUGUGAGUUCUCACAUGGCUUGUUCUGAGAACAUGUUUUUUCUCAUUGGCCUCUUUAUGUCAGGUGUUUUGGCCUGUUUUGGUCAACGAAAUUUGAUCGCCACAAUGCCAGAUAGACUGGAUGUACUGACGGGCUCCUGUGUGCAAAUCCCAUGUUCAUUUGAUAUUCCUGACCAUAAGUAUACAUUUAACAGCACCAUACUAACCUCUGGAGUGUGGAUUAAAGGAAAACCAUACUUAGGUGGGCGUCCGGACAGAGUGAUAUUUAACAGUAGUAAGACGGUCAACAGAUAUCAAGGGAAGAUAACUGGAAACAUGUCCCAGAAGAACUGCACCACAGUCUUCUUCAAUGUAACCACCAGUUACUCUGAUAAAUACUACUUAAGGAUUGAGAGUCAACCAUUCCUUGCAACAGAUCCUGAUAAGUCUGUUAAUAUAGUUGCCAGUGAUUUGCCUUCCAGUCCCAUCAUUACUGUCUCAGGUGAGGUGAAGGAAGGGACCCCUGUCAGUUUGAACUGCUCUGCUGUCGCUCCCUGUCCCGAACACCCCCCUGAGCUGACAUGGACUCUCCCAACACAGUUCACAACUGAGAACCAAAUGCAAGAGAAUUCAGACCAAACCAAAUCAGUUCUCUCCACGGUGACCUUCACUCCGUCAUACCUUCAUCAUGAGAAGAACAUCACUUGUACUGCAGUCUACCCAGUAGGGACAAGCAACAAGACAGCUGAACAUAACAUGAUGCUUAACGUUUCAUGUAAGAUUUAGUAACCGGUUCCUGAAGAAUAGAUCAUUCUAUCAUGUUUUCACUGAUGAUUGUAAUAGAGUGGUUUUGAUGAGACUAUUCAAUAUACCAUAU
Molecule: messenger RNA, 1317 nt
Organism: Oncorhynchus mykiss (rainbow trout)
Lineage: Eukaryota; Metazoa; Chordata; Actinopteri; Salmoniformes; Salmonidae
Source: RefSeq, a predicted model, not a curated record